GGAAACUAGUCGGAUAUUUUGACUGUGUUUGGGUGGAAUAAUCUGAGCACUGCUGAACAAUGGAGGCUGACGAGGAGGCUGUGGCGCUGGUGAUUGACAACGGCUCCGGCAUGUGCAAGGCAGGCUUUGCAGGCCACGACGCUCCUCGGGGGGUCUUCCCUUCCAUCGUGGGUCGCCCUCGGUAUCAGGGCAUCAUGGUGGGCAUGGGGCAGAAAGACUCGUACGUAGGGGACGAAGCCCAGAGCAAGAGGGGCGUCCUGACAGUGAAGUACCCCAUCGAGCACGGCAUCGUCACCAACUGGGACGAUAUGGAGAAGAUCUGGCAUCACACCUUCUACAAUGAACUCAGAGUCAACCCCGAGGACAGGGCCGUUCUGCUGACCGAGGCGCCGCUCAAUCCCAAGGCCAACAGAGAACGAAUGACGCAAAUCAUGUUCGAAACCUUCAACACACCUGCGAUGUACGUGGCGAUCCAGGCCGUGCUCUCUCUCUACGCAUCCGGACGCACUACUGGCAUCGUCUUGGACUCCGGCGAUGGCGUUUCACACACUGUACCUAUCUACGAGGGCUACGCCCUCCCGCACGCCAUCCUGCGCCUGGACCUGGCGGGGCGCGACCUCACGGACUACCUCAUGAAGAUCCUGACGGAGCGCGGCUACUCCCUCACCACCACCGCCGAGCGAGAGAUCGUCAGGGACAUCAAGGAGAAGCUGUGCUACGUGGCGCUGGACUUCGAGCAGGAGAUGACGACGGCCGCCUCGUCCUCGUCGCUGGAGAAGUCCUACGAGCUCCCCGACGGACAGAUCAUCACCAUCGGCAACGAGAGGUUCCGAUGCCCCGAGGCGCUGUUCCAGCCGUCGUUCCUGGGCCUGGAGUCCUUCGGCAUCCACGAGACCACCUACAACUCCAUCAUGAAGAGCGACCUGGACAUCCGCAAGGACCUGUACGGCAACACGGUGCUCUCGGGCGGCACCACCAUGUACCCGGGGCUGGCCGACCGCCUCACCCACGAGCUGAGCGAGCUGGCUCCCCCGACCAUGAAGGUGAAGAUCACGGCGCCGCCCGAGCGCAAGUAUUCCGUGUGGAUCGGCGGCUCCAUCCUCGCCUCGCUAGCCACUUUCCAGCAGAUGUGGAUCAGCAAGAGGGAAUACGAGGAGUGUGGCCCCUCCGUCGUGCACAGGAAGUGUUUUUAAAGGGGCUGAACUCCGACCGGCUUUGGAGAGCCUGUGACGUCUCUCGCCCACUUGUGCAAAGUCGAUUUUUUUCCCUCUCUCUCUCUCUCAUU
Molecule: messenger RNA, 1285 nt
Organism: Penaeus chinensis
Lineage: Eukaryota; Metazoa; Arthropoda; Malacostraca; Decapoda; Penaeidae
Product: actin, cytoplasmic A3-like
Exons: 6
Coding region: 60-1193 (377 amino acids)
Source: RefSeq, a predicted model, not a curated record